CUGCUCCUCGCUCACCAAAAACGCCGGCCCGAUGCUCCGCUUCCUGCUCUGCCUGUCGAUGGCCGCCGCACAGCAACCGUACCCCGCGGAGUGGGGCCUGCCGCCCGUCGCCCAAACCCGCGACCUCGUGCCCCUCCCCGGCGGGUACGGCAUGGGCUCGUCCACUCUCGCCCGGUGGAUUGGGCAGAAGCUCAAGGAAGGCGGCGGCGCGCAGCUGGGCGAGACGUGCGAGGGCUUCAACGAGAUGACCGGCAAACAAUUCCCCGCGUGCGCUAGUGGGCUCGUCUGUCAGUCCUCCGGCGGCAUCUCGAUCCCCGGCGCGGGCAAGAAGUGCAUCAAGCCGCCGCGCACCAUGCCGGGCGGGCUGCGCUCGCUCGACCCCGCCGACGCGCGCCUCGCUGAGGUGGUCGCUGAGGUGUACCAGACACAGGCGCUGGAGCGCGCGACGCAGGCGAGCGGGCGGAACGGCAUGCUGACCUCCCGACCGACGGUUGUCGAGGCGGCCUCCCAGGUGGUCGCCGGCACGAACUACUUUGUCAAGCUCCGCCUCGCCAGCGGCGAGUACGCGCACGCGCGCAUCUACGACCACUUCGGCAGCGUGACCCUCACGGCGGUGCAGGUGGCAAAGAGCGAGGCGGACCCGCUCAAGUACUUUUAGCUAGCCGCUGUGCGGUGGUGACAGGGUGGUGAUCGCUCUUCGUGUCGCGGUCGGAGGCGCGCAAUGCGUGGGUGAUGGACUGCAGUCUGCACCGCUUUGAGCGCGCCUGUGGGUUCAGGCUCAAAGCAUCUCCAUUGUUGGCAGGCGUCGGUGUGUUAAAUAGUGCGCAAUCGUUGCGAAUGCUAUGUGUACUUGUGAGUUGUUUGUGUGAUAUUUGAAUUUGUGCAUGUGCCCUUAUAUAGACAAUAGAGCCCGGCCAAACGCGUUGGAGGAGGAGCUGAAUUCAGUGUUGCUAGUUGUUAACAGUAACAUACCUAAAA
Messenger RNA from Emiliania huxleyi CCMP1516, 978 nucleotides. RefSeq lists its product as hypothetical. Lineage: Eukaryota; Haptophyta; Isochrysidales; Noelaerhabdaceae. The coding region runs from base 32 to 658 and encodes 208 amino acids. Gene Ontology annotation, molecular function: cysteine-type endopeptidase inhibitor activity. Gene Ontology annotation, cellular component: cytosol. The transcript has 3 exons. The record is from RefSeq and is a predicted model, not a curated record.